Lates calcarifer (barramundi perch) is the source of this 5504-nucleotide messenger RNA. Its product is annotated as NACHT, LRR and PYD domains-containing protein 12. The coding region runs from base 117 to 4964 and encodes 1615 amino acids. Gene Ontology annotation, molecular function: protein binding. The record is from RefSeq and is a predicted model, not a curated record. The transcript is spliced from 20 exons. Lineage: Eukaryota; Metazoa; Chordata; Actinopteri; Centropomidae.
AUAACAGGCAGGGAGCAGGGAAACAUUCACCUCAAAGUGUUCAGACUCCAUUUUACCUGCUCAGAGCAGAAGGAGAGAAACUGAAGGCUGAGUCAGGACUGACUGAAGUCUAGAAGAUGAGUGAUUGUGUGGAGGAAGAGGAGGACAGAGCAGAGUCUCCAGGAUCCAGCUGUCUGUCUAUGAAGAGUGACUGGUCCAAAGGAGAACCUAUAAACUUCAGUAAUGAACCUGGACCCUCAGACACAGAAGAGAAGAGGAGGAGGAGUGUUUGUGAGGAGCAGCAGCUGUCCUGCUGUUCUUUGUGUCAGGACGUCCUGAAGGAUCCAGUCUCUACCAGCUGUGGACACUGGUUCUGCAGACAGUGCAUCACCUCAUACUGGGACCAGUCUGGUUCAUCAGGAGACUCCUCCUGUCCCCAGUGUGGACAAAGAUCCAGACCAGGACCUGGACUGCAGACAGCCAGUCAGACCAGCACUGUACAAACAGAUAGUGGUCUGCAGGAGGUUUUAGAUGAACAUCAGAUCAGUCUGAGGAGGAGAUGUGAACGUGUGACUGAAGGAACUGAUGGAACAGGAAGUAGAACCCUCCUCAACAGGAUCUACACUGAGCUCUACAUCACAGAGGGACAGAGUGAAGAGGUUAAUACCCAACAUGAGGUGAGGCAGCUGGAGACAGCUUCCAAGAAGAAGACCCUCCAUGACACUCCAAUCAGGUGCCAGGACAUCUUUAAAGCCUUACCUGACCAACAGAGACACAUCAGAGUGGUUCUGACCAACGGCGUCGCUGGUGUUGGAAAAACCUUCUCAGUGCAGAAGUUCACUCUGGACUGGGCAGAGGGCUUGGAAAACCAAGAUGUCAGUCUGCUGGUUCUGCUUUCGUUCAGGGAGCUGAACCUGAUCAGAGAUGAGCAGUACAGUCUUCUCACGCUGCUCCAUGUUUUCCAUCCAACAUUACAGAAGGUCACAGCAGAGAAGCUGGCUGUCUGUAAAGUUCUGUUCAUCUUUGACGGCCUGGAUGAAAGCAGACUUUCACUGGAUUUCAACAACAGGAAGGUUGUGUCUGACGUCACACAGAAGUCAUCAGUCAACCAGCUGCUGACAAACCUCAUCCAGGGGAAUCUGCUUCCCUCGGCUCUGGUCUGGAUAACUUCCAGACCUGCAGCGGCCAAUCAGAUCCCUCCUUCAUGUGUUGACAGGGUAACAGAAGUACGAGGCUUCACUGACCCACAGAAGGAGGAGUACUUCAGGAGGAGAUCCAGUGAUGAAGAGCUGUCCAACAGAACCAUCUCACACAUCAAGACCUCCAGGAGCCUCCACAUCAUGUGUGGAGUCCCAGUCUUCUGCUGGAUCACUGCUACAGUUGUGGAGCACAUGUUGAGUACAGAGCAGAGAGGAGAGCUGCCCAAGACCAUGACUGACCUGUACUCACACUUCCUGCUGGUUCAGACAAAGAGGAAGAAGAACAAGUACCAUGAGGGACAUGAGACGAAUCCACAGGAGCUGAUGGAGGCUGACAGGGAAGUUCUUCUGAAGCUGGGGAGGCUGGCGUUUGAACAACUGGAGAAAGGAAACAUCAUGUUCUACCAAGAAGACCUAGAGCAGUGUGGUCUUGAUGUGACAGAGGCCUUGGUGUACUCAGGAGUUUGUACAGAGAUCUUCAAAAGAGAGAGUGUGAUCUUCCAGAAAACAGUCUACUGCUUUGUUCAUCUGAGCGUUCAGGAGUUUCUGGCUGCAGUCUACAUGUUCCACUGUUUCACCAACAGGAACACACAGGUACUGGAGGACUUCCUGGGGAAAGACAGGGAUUCAAAACCAAAGACUUUUGUCAAGAGGAUUUCUAAGUUUUUUGAAAACCGUGAUAACAGUGACCCAUCUCUGGAUGUCUUCCUGAGGAGAGUCAUGGAGAAAUCUCUUCAAAGUAAAAAUGGCCACCUGGACCUGUUUGUUCGCUUCCUUCAUGGCCUCUCUCUGGAGUCCAACCAGAGACUCUUAGGAGGUCUGCUGGGUCAGACAGAGAACAGUCCAGAAAUCAUCCAGAGAGCCAUCAACAACCUGAAGGAGAUGAAGAAAACAAAAAUGUCUCCUGACAGAAGCAUCAACAUCUUCCACUGUCUGAUGGAGAUGAACGACCACUCAGUUCAUCAGGAGAUCCAAGAGUUCUUGAAGUCAGAGAACAGAUCAGAGAAGGAACUCUCUGAGAUCCAGUGCUCAGCUCUGGCCUACAUGCUGCAGAUGUUAGAGGAGGUUCUGGAUGAGUUGGACCUGAAGAAGUACAACACAUCAAUGGAGGGACGACGGAGACUGAUCCCAGCUGUGAGGAACUGCAGGAAGGCUCGACUCGCUGAUUGUGGACUCUCAGAGACUCACUGUGAAGUCGUGGCCUCAGCUCUGAAGUCCAACCCCUCCCAUCUGACAGAACUGGACCUGAGUGGAAACAGUAACCUGCAGGAUUCAGGAGUGAAGAUCCUGUCUGAUGGACUAAAGAGUCCAAACUGUAAACUGGAGACUCUGAGGUUGUGGUCCUGCAGUUUGUCAGAGAUCAGCUGUUCUUCUCUGGUCUCAGCUCUGAAGUCCAACCCCUCCCAUCUGAGAGAACUGGACCUGAACUACAACUACCUGCAGGAUUCAGGAGUGAAGGAGCUGUGUGGUUUUCUGCAGAGUCCAGACUGUAGACUGGAGACUCUGAGGUUGUGGAACUGCAGUUUGUCAGAGAUCAGCUGUUCUUCUCUGGCCUCAGCUCUGAAGUCCAACCCCUCCCAUCUGAGAAUACUGAACCUGAGUCAAAACAAGCUGCAGGAUUCAGGAGUGAAGGAGCUGUGUGGUUUUCUGCAGAGUCCAGACUGUAGACUGGAGACUCUCUGGUUGUGGAACUGCAGUUUGUCAGAGAUCAGCUGUUCUUCUCUGGCCUCAGCUCUGAAGUCCAACCCCUCCCAUCUGAGACAUCUGGACCUGAGUAGAAACAGUAACCUGAAGGAUUCAGGAGUGAAGAUCCUGUCUGAUGGACUAAAGAGUCCAAACUGUAAACUGGAGACUCUGAGGUUGUGGAACUGCAGUUUGUCAGAGAUCAGCUGUUCUUCUCUGGUCUCAGCUCUGAAGUCCAACCCCUCCCAUCUGACAGAACUGGACCUGAGUGAAAACAACCUGCAGGAUUCAGAUGUGAAGGAGCUGUUAGAUCUUGUGCAGAGUCCAGACUGUAGACUGGAGACUCUGGGACUGAAGGACGACAGGUUGUCAGCUCUGAAGUCCAACCCCUCCCAGCUGAGAGAACUGGACCUGAGAGACAAGAAGCUGCAGGAUUCAGGAGUGAAGAAGCUGUGUGGUUUUCUGCAGAGUCCAGACUGUAGACUGGAGACUCUGAGGUUGAUGAACUGCAGUUUGUCAGAGAUCAGCUGUUCUUCUCUGGCCUCAGCUCUGAAGUCCAACCCCUCCCAUCUGAGAGAUCUGGACCUGAGUCAAAACAAGCUGCAGGAUUCAGGAGUAAAGAAGCUGUGUGGUUUUCUGCAGAGUCCAGACUGUAGACUGGAGACUCUCUGGUUGAGGUGCUGCAGUUUGUCAGAGAUCAGCUGUUCUUCUCUGGUCUCAGCUCUGAAGUCCAACCCCUCCCAUCUGAGAGAUCUGAACCUGAGCUACAACGACCUGCAGGAUUCAGGAGUGAAGAAGCUGUGUGGUUUUCUGCAGAGUCCAGACUGUAGACUGGAGACUCUGAGGUUGAUGAACUGCAGUUUGUCAGAGAUCAGCUGUUCUUCUCUGGUCUCAGCUCUGAAGUCCAACCCCUCCCAUCUGAGAGAACUGAACCUGAGUGAAAACGACCUGAAGGAUUCAGGAGUAAAGAAGCUGUGUGGUUUUCUGAAGAGUCCAGACUGUAGACUGGAGGCUCUGAGGUUGAGGUCCUGCAGUUUGUCAGAGAUCAGCUGUUCUUCUCUGGUCUCAGCUCUGAAGUCCAACCCCUCCCAUCUGAGAGAACUGAUCCUGAGUGGAAACAACCUGUAUGAUUCAGGAGUGAAGGAGCUGUGUGGUUUUCUGCAGAGUCCAGACUGUAGACUGGAGACUCUGAGGUUGGUUGACUGCAGUUUGUCAGAGAUCAGCUGUUCUUCUCUGGCCUCAGCUCUGAAGUCCAACCCCUCCCAUCUGAGAGAUCUGAACCUGAGCUACAACGACCUGAAGGAUUCAGGAGUGAAGGAGCUGUGUGGUUUUCUGCAGAGUCCAGACUGUAGACUGGAGACUCUGAGGUUGAGGUCCUGCAGUUUGUCAGAGAUCAGCUGUUCUUCUCUGGUCUCAGCUCUGAAGUCCAACCCCUCCCAUCUGAGAGAACUGAACCUGAGUCAAAACGACCUGCAGGAUUCAGGAGUAAAGAAGCUGUGUGGUUUUCUGCAGAGUCCAGACUGUAGACUGGAGGCUCUGAGGUUGAAGAACUGCAGUUUGUCAUGGAUCAGCUGUUCUUCUCUGGUCUCAGCUCUGAAGUCCAACCCCUCCCAUCUGAGAGAUUUGGACCUGAGAGGAAACAAGCUAAAGGAUUCAGGAGUGAAGGAGCUGUGUGGUUUUCUGCAGAGUCCAGACUGUAGACUGGAGACUCUGAGGUUGAUGAACUGCAGGUUGUCAGAGAUCAGCUGUUCUUCUCUGGUCUCAGCUCUGAAGUCCAACCCCUCCCAUCUGAGAGAUCUGGACCUGAGUCACAAUGAAGACCUGAAGGAUUCAGGAGUGAAGGAGCUGUGUGGUUUUCUGCAGAGUCCAGACUGUAGACUGGAGACUCUGAGGUUGAGUCUCUGCAGUUUGUCAGAGAUCAGCUGUUCUUCUCUGGCCUCAGCUCUGAAGUCCAACCCCUCCCAUCUGAGAGAACUGGACCUGAGAGGAAACUACCUGUAUGAUUCAGACAUGGAGGAUCUGUUAGAUCUUGUGAAGGACCCAGACUACAGACUGAAGACUGUGAGGUGGGAGCGGUGGGGGUCUUUCUCAAAGUCAGACUGAAUAGGAUUCUGGGUGUCUGAUCUGUUUGGAUCUCCUGAAGGAUCUGGUGAUGAUUCCCUGUGGACACAGCUGCUGUAUGAGCUGUAUCCAAGGCUGCUGAGUUUAUGAGGAUCAGAGGAAAAUCAGGUGUCCUCAGAGCAGAAAACCCUUCACACUGAGACCUGUGCUGGUGAAAAACACCCUGUUAACAGAUUUAGAGGAAAGAAAGAAAAGCAGCAGUGACUGAAACACAGAACUGAUCUGAACUGUUCAGUAAUCUCACACAGUUCUACUCUAUCAGUAAUAAAUGUAAAGAAUAUGAUUUUACAGUAUGAAAGUUUGAAAGUCGUUUGUUAUUUGUAGAAGUUGGUUUUCUGACACAAUAAUGAAUCAAUGUCUUUAAACAGAAUCAAUGUUUAACCCUUUAAUGCAUGAGUGAACUCUGAAGCACUCUCACAGACCUUAACCAGCACUUAGAAAAGAAUGAAACCAAAUAUUCAAAUCAUCUUGUUUGGAACCUUUUUAGAGCGUAUUAUUAAAAAUAUCAAACACACUAAAAAA